GGAGUCUGCUGGCAGGUCCGUAUGUCAGUAAAGAACAAAUGACACAGGAUCCUUUAUCUAAUUCAAUCCACUGGAUGGCUUGGGAACUGGCAGCUUAAUGGUGUCACUGCCUAGCCAUCUGAUCUCGUCAGAAAUGGUGCCAUGGUCGUGUCUCGGAAUCAGACUGGGGGUGAAACGUUGCGUCCUGAGGCUAUUGUACGAAACUGCCUCCGCCGAGUGGAGCAAUGAAUGACAUACAUAUACAUAUUACAAGGGCAGUUCACUGAUCCGACACGCUUAAAGACCUGUUGUCUCCUCCAUUUAUAACCCGCUUCCAUCCCUUCUCUCAUUCUCUGUUAUCAUGCUCUCUGAACCAGCUUCCACUGCAUUCGCCAUGUCUCGCGCCGACUUUAACAAAGACCCCUUCCUGUCAUAUUCUCGAUCCCUCCACGACUAUACUCUCAGGCUGUGGACGGAAUCUAGGAGAGUGGCAGAGGAGAAAGCGCGCAACAAGGCAGCUCGUAGGGAUGUCGAAGACGCUUCACGAUGGCGGAAGCAACCCGAGUCGUGUUCGCCACAAUCCCAUAGAUCGACUACGCACGACUGACAAUCCACACCCCGCAUGCCGCACGGAGCAUCGUCAGCGACGAGCGGUUAUGCGAUAGAUCAAUCUACCACCUGGCACCUACCCUAUGUCGCAGAAACAACUUUCACAAAUCAUGGCAUGCUCCGGAUUACAUCCAUUAAUCGAUAAUUUUAUCGUCCAAUUAUGAUCUGUCCUAUCAUGGCGAAAUAAUACCGAAUGCUCCCAUGACGGAGUUAGGAAUUGAUAUGUAUCUUCCCGCACAUAGUAUGAUCUCUACUUUGUCAAUGCAGGCCUGUCGACAGGUCGAGAGCGAUGUUGCGGUCCGAUGGGUCGUCAAGAAGAAGUUACCCUGUUUAUGUAACC
Molecule: messenger RNA, 928 nt
Organism: Pisolithus orientalis
Lineage: Eukaryota; Fungi; Basidiomycota; Agaricomycetes; Boletales; Pisolithaceae
Exons: 4
Coding region: 341-586 (81 amino acids)
Source: RefSeq, a predicted model, not a curated record